Staurois parvus is the source of this 620-nucleotide messenger RNA. NCBI's taxonomy places the organism in Eukaryota, Metazoa, Chordata, Amphibia, Anura, Ranidae. The record is from the annotation of a GenBank genome assembly.
ACACAGCAAUGACUGUCAGAUUUAUCACUAAACGGUUUAUUGGAGAAUACGAUCCCACCCUCGAAACAAUUUACAGACACACCGGGGUUAUAGAUGGGGAAUUUGUCCAUUUUGAGAUCCUAGAUACUGCAGGUCAGGAAGAGGACUCGCUUCAGAUCGAAGAGAAGAUUAAGUGGGGGGACAGUUUUGUCAUUGUGUACUCGGUGACAGACCGUUGCAGCUUUGAUGAAGUCAUGAGAUUAUGUUUCCUCAUCAACCACAUUCACUCAGCCAAUAAAAAAGGAGCACCAGAGCACCCACCUAUUGUAAUAGUAGGUAACAAGAAAGAUCUCCAGUUUGAUCGCAUGGUGUCUACGGACGAAGCUGAAAAACUCUCCAAGGCAUUGAAGCACCCUUACUUUGAAAUUUCCACCAGAGACAGCUAUGAAGAAACCACCAAGGUCUUCAAUACACUCUAUUGUGAGAUGCAGAGGCAAGGCUGUCUCUCCCCGGCAACCUUCAAGAAGAGAAAUGCAUCAAAGUUAAUGGAGAAGAUUCCAAAAAUUUAUGCCAAUUCUACUCUAAUUGCAAAUGGCAGGAGUUUGAGUUUUAAUUCUUUUCGAGAUUUUAUUCCAGAGUGA